Molecule: messenger RNA, 2196 nt
Organism: Folsomia candida
Lineage: Eukaryota; Metazoa; Arthropoda; Collembola; Entomobryomorpha; Isotomidae
Product: pleckstrin homology domain-containing family J member 1
Exons: 5
Coding region: 360-1094 (244 amino acids)
Biological process (GO): retrograde transport, endosome to Golgi; endosome organization; receptor recycling
Cellular component (GO): trans-Golgi network; early endosome; recycling endosome
Source: RefSeq, a predicted model, not a curated record
AAAUAGUUAGUUCAUUAAUGUUAGGAGAAAUAUAUACAGAUUACUCAUAUUUACUACUAGAGAAUAGAUAAAUGUAAUUAGUCAUUAAAUAACACACUUUAAUUCUUUCUAGUUGUGAUUCAGAAACUUGUAAUUUUUCACUCCGAAGAUUUAAAUGUUCAAUUAACUAAUUAAUUAAUGUUUCAUAAGACUGACUCGCAAUUAUAUAUCUAAUUCCAUGGCCUGACUUAUCCAAGGAUAGAGUUGGACAAUGAUUAUCUGUGUAGACACAAAAGGGUGAUGGGGUGCCUUAUUGUUCUAUAAACUAAUUUUUAACCAGACUAUUACCUGAUAAGGCCUUACUUAUACUACCAUAAAGAAUGCGGUUCAACGAUAAGGACAUGGCCGUCGUGUCGCAGAGGAAGGCGCAGAUCGAGGGCAGGUUGCAAUACAGGUCGCCGCCUGGAACUUUUAGGGAUGCGGCUUUCAGAGAAAGAUAUUUCAAAUUGAUCAAUAAUCUCCUAUUUUACUUUAGAUUUAAUGAGUUUGGUCAAAUUGAGGAGAAGGAGCCGGUUGGUGUUAUUAUCUUGGAAAAUUAUUCAAUUCGGAUAGAAACUGAGUCGGAUUUAUCCUUUGCGUUCGGAAUUUUAUUUUUAGACGAGCCCGAUAAGCGUCACAUCUUUACGACAAGGUCGGAGGAGGACGUUAAUCGAUGGGUAAACACGUUACGGCAGGCGAGUUAUCAACAUUGGAAGAACCGAUUGGCAGCUAUGCAGUCGAAUAUUAAGGCUUUAAAGGAAGCGCGUGACUCUAUCGUACAAGAUAAAUCCAAUCCACAUCAACGAAAUUUUCUAAACGAUGUAAGUCUCCUCGAUCUCGGAACUCGGAGGACAUCGCCGUCGCCGGGUGGACAGCGUCGCAAUCCUUUCCUUCCCUCAGGCGCUGUCCCCACUCCACUCGCGUCUGUACGACUCGAAGGUUCACCGUCGCCCAAGGUUCCUCCUAGAACCAAUUCCCCCACUGUCAAGAGGACGAAAAGUGCUCAGAAUCAUAAUAAUAACAACGAAGCCCCGAGCUGCAAUGGAGCAACAAGUAGGGAUCUCAUCGAUUUUUGAUGGUUAUUUCCGAGCCAAGCCUUGAUAACAUUUAUUAGUUCUUGUUUAUCCUGAAUUUGAGUACAGUUGAUAUUUUGAUCCAGGAUUUUUGACAUUGUAUUGUAAUUAUGGAGUUUUACUUUUUUCUUACUAGAAAAACUGCACUGUUUUGUACAAAUUCCUGAUAUUUUGCUAGGCGGAUAAGUUCACUUAAUUUUUUUUUGUUGCUUGUGGUAGAUUUUGUAACGAAAUGGAAGUUAAAAUUUCGUGAGGAACGUGCAUUUUAUGUUUAUUUUUUUAAUUAAUGUGGACAAAAUGACAAUUAAUGCAUUUAUUUUGAAACUUUAAUUAAUUAGAACUUCUAAUUUAGAAGUACUGAAAUAUACAAUUAUUUUGUAGUUAAUUUAAUUGUAUACAACAUACCUUGUAAUUUUUCAUGCACCAAUCCCACCCAUUUUAUUUCUUUAGUCUAUUGAUAAAAAAUCAUAUACGCACAUAUAUAUGACCAUCCCUAUGGUUUAGAAAAAUUAUGGCAUAGGUCUGUGAUUAAGUGUGAUUCAGUAAUAACCAAAUUCUCUGUAAAGGUAUUCAGUCCGACAUUUAACCAGAGAAUUCGGCGAGUUUUGCGUCCACAAGUUUGCAAAGAUUUGAAAAAUCAAGUUACGUAAGCUUGUAUAAAUCAAGAACGUCUCUUUUUAAUGUUAAUCAGAUUAGAUUUGCAUUAAUGGUGUCGGUCAAGCGUCAGUGUACUAAGGGAACGCUCAUAAAAUAUGCAACGCAAGAUUGGCGAUGUUUCUACCCCUCCCUAUCCCCUCGUAACGGGUUAUAUUCCCUUUUUUAAAAUAUGGCGCAAGUUAACAUGUUUAGUAAAAGCGAUCCUUCCGCUACGUAUUUUUUGAAAGUUGCCUAAUACAUGUAAAAAUGUGGCUUAAUUUUAUUAAACAUCCACAUUUUACUGGGCUAUGUAGACCCGUACGAAGUUCCUUGAGUUACCAAAACCUUGUAAACUGUGUAAAAGUUUUGAAAGAUAACUUUACAAACCGAUGCGAAAUUAAGAUUUAUAUAAAUGACGGUUUGCUGCCAGAAAUGGUUUCACGUAGGAUUAGGUGACUCAUCGUCACAG